AUUUAGAACACAAAUUAACACAAAGUUGUCAACUUGACACACUUGAAAACAAUGUCUUGGCAACACAAGUAUGUCAAUACUAUACUGGGUAAAUUGCACGUUUGAUAUAAGGUUAAAUACCGGCUGUAAAUAUUUGUUUAGAUACACCUAUCUGGAGGUGUGUACGACAGAGUGACGCGCAAAAUCAAUGUAGCGAUAAGUAUUUGUAACCCAGCACUGCAGCUAUCGCAAUGUAUUUUAAUUUGUAAAUAAGCAUGCUGACUUUUUACACUUAUCUUAGACCCCCGAAAAACGUUUUGCCAGCACGGGAGGUCAAAGAUUAAUCAAAUCGAAAUUAACGUGAUCAUGAUUAGAUAAAGCUAUACUAAAUUCCAUUGUUUUUUGGUAUAUCGACAUUGAUUUACCAGAGCGAAAAUUCUUAAUUAACUGUGUAAACAUUUAUUAAGAUCAAAUACAAAAAUUGUUCGUACAACAUUUCGUCAGUCGAAACUGGAACAAGUCAGUUCGUCCAUUAAAAUCAAUUAUCCUUCUUCAUCAUCCAUUUAAUUAACUAAUAAAAAUGUUCGGUCAGCAUGUGCUACGCUUUGAGAACAAUACCUCCACAUGCACCAGGAAUGCAUCUGUUGGUUUGCAGAGAACGAUGAUUAUUUAUUUUGGUGGCUCUCCAUUCGAGAAACCGUGCGCGAGCGCAAACGUAGCGUAAGAAUUUGUUAUACAUGACGCUGUCUCUUGCGUUUAUAGAUUUCCUGCGGAGUGCAACGCAGAACGGGACCGGAAAAUUUUGCGGAGCGAAGCUGACACGUUAAAGCGAAAAUGUCGGGUGUGUAGGAACUAUUGAUUUAACACAGCACCGCCGGUAACGCUUAAUUUAACGGUGUUCCGCUGUUUCAGUCAAGUUUUUGCACCUGAUAAACGAGGUUAAAAAGUACCCGUCUCUGUAUGACAGGAGCGACAGGCACUUUAAGGACAACACUCAAAAGGCCAUUAAUUGGAAUCAGAUUGCGGCCGUUGUUGGCUAUUCAGGUACACGCACCCUUUGACAGGUGUCAGAACAGAUGUUCUUUGAAAACGAUAACGUUAUCGUCGUUGACGUUCUGUUGUGACAACUGGAAAACUGUUAUUUCAGCCCCGGAUUGUCAGAGGGUAUGGACGAACCUACGCAAUCGCAUGGGACGGGAGAUCAAAAACGCCUCUUCCGAAACAGAAGCUUCCAGUUCCACGAAAUGGGAAUAUUACGAUGCUUUGUCUUUUCUGCAGAAGCACAUCAAAGCUAGAAAGACGUUUCUGUCGAUUCAAACGUCAGAUCCUUUGGAUCCUUGGAAGUUCAUACAUGAGGAGAGUCUGCAGAGCAAUCAAAGCAGCGAAUCGGCGAUGGAAGAUGAAGAUAGACAUUCGAAGAAAAUUAAAACUGAAAAUAAUUGUUCUUCAAUCGAUAACUCAAUCAGCGUAUCAGACCUUAUAAACACAAGUUGUAAAGUUGAAAAAUCAGCAGAUGAAGCUUUGGGUGAGUACAUAGUUGCAAGGUUGAAGGAAAUGGACUCGGUAACAAGACGGAUGAAAAGGAAAAGACUUUUAGAAGUCCUCGAAGACGAGGACUUAAUGUAAUAUGUAUGUCACGUUUAAAUAUUCAGUUGUUACAGUUAUAAGUAAAUAAAAUUAUUUAAGAUUUA
Molecule: messenger RNA, 1670 nt
Organism: Aethina tumida (small hive beetle)
Lineage: Eukaryota; Metazoa; Arthropoda; Insecta; Coleoptera; Nitidulidae
Exons: 3
Coding region: 940-1605 (221 amino acids)
Biological process (GO): regulation of transcription by RNA polymerase II
Cellular component (GO): nucleus; transcription regulator complex
Source: RefSeq, a predicted model, not a curated record